UCACAACUCCCCUUUAACGAGCUCUUUGAUAUGAAAUGAGUAGCGGGGCCCUCCACCCUAUAUAGACUUUCCUCUACCGUUUAGACUUUCUGCUGGUGCACAAUUCCUCAUCCCUUCCUCCAUCUUUUUCUUUCUUGUCUUCUAACAACUUCCCUUUCACGAGCUCUUUUCUUCAAAAAUUUCCGUCCAUUUUCUAAAAGGUCCAUGGAUUUUGGUCUCGGACUACAUAAUCCAGCUGAGUUUUUUUUAGCAAAAAAGAAAAGAAAAUCAAAUUCUGUCUGUUAUGGCAAGCAAAUCACGGAAACUUAUGCUCGAUUUUGUCUGUUUGCUACUCUUCCUGGGGCCAUCUUCCCAGCUAGACAGAUUAUUGCAAGGACAGGAGCUCAAGGAUGGGGAUGAAUUAGUUUCUGCUCGAGGAAUCUUUAAACUAGGAUUCUUCACGCUUGAAAGUAACAACUACUACUUAGGAAUAUGGCUCAACGACAACAAUACACGCCUUCAAAAUUUAGUGUGGGUUGCCAAUCGAGAUGCUCCAAUCUUUAACAAUUCUGGAAAUCUUACCAUUGAUGAUUAUGGGAACUUGAAAAUUUCAUACAAUGGGAGUCUUUCUAUUGUACUAUAUUCCGGACAAGAAGCAAGUAAUGCAAGUGCUGUUCUACUUGAUACUAGUAAUUUUGUACUGCGCGAAACGAUUUCAGAGCGACAAUUGUGGCAAAGCUUUGAUUGUCCUACUCAUGCACUUGUGCCAGGAAUGAGACUGGGAGUUAACUGGAAAACGAGACAUACUUGGUCUCUAACAUCAUGGAGAGGCGUGCUGGUACCUGCAGCAGGGUCCUUUACCCUUGAUCUGGAACCUUACCUUAAUCGAUUGGUCAUCUUGUGGCGCGAGAGCCUCUAUUGGAUUAGUCCUAGUGUGCAUUUCAACUCAACUUCGAUGGGACUAACAUUGCAUGGCUACAAUUUUAACUACAUAUCGAAUGUGAAUGAAACGUACUUAAAUUACACUGGUGUGGAAGAAAAUUACAUGGAAGAAAAUUACAUAACACGAGUUAUUCGACCACUAAAGAUAGAUUACUUCGGAAGACUUUCUGAUGAGUUUGACACUCUAGUUGAUUGUAAUUUUACUAAUUUUUUUACAAAUCAGUUUACAUUAUUCCAGUUUAUUAUCGGAUGUAAGGCGCAGUGCAGGAGUCAUGAUGAUACAUUUACUCCAGUUUCCAGUUCCAUGAAGGAUGGAUUCAAGUUUGAUGAAAGUGACAACCUGACCCGUAAGGAUUGUGAGGCGAAGUGCUUCCACAAUUGUUCUUGUGUUGCUUAUGCAUCUACAAAUCAGGUUGCCCAAACUGGUUGUGAGAUUUGGAGAACAACCGAUAGAUUUAUUGGAUUUUCAAAUCCUAAUGCACGGACAAUAUACUUCCUUACUUCAGCACUUGCAAAAAUUAAAGAAAACAGGAAGGCAAAUAGGUCGCAAGUGACCAAGCGGUGGAUAUGGCUCAUCGUGGCAGUAGGGGGAAUUAUUAUGACUUUCUUUUGCUUCUUAUUCUAUGUACGAUGGAAAAAACAUAGAGUAGAAGGGGAGAGAAAGAAGAAACAAAAGAUGCUCAUUACAGAACUUGGAGGUAAUGUAAAAGCUUCAACUGUAAAUGGUGAAGAGAAUCAACAAAAUAAUGAUGAGAAAAUCUUCAGCUUUGAAAGCAUUUGUGCUGCUACAAGUAAUUUCUCAACUGAAAAUAAAUUAGGAGAGGGUGGUUUUGGACCAGUUUACAAGGUUAGCUCUCUCUCUCUCUCUUAAAAUUUGAUCCUCUCGUUUUCUUUUUGGUUGUAAAUUCGAACACCUACGUAUUCAAUCCAUCUGAUCUACAACAUAGCACUUGAGCUGAGACCAGGGGCUAUGUAGAAUCUUGAUAAAAUAAAAAUAAAAGUUAAAUAAUGUAAGUAGAGAUUGAGUUAAGUACAUUUUCGUAAAAUAUGACUAACACAAUGUACUUUAAGGGUAUAUUACCUAAUGGGUAAGAAAUAGCAAUAAAAAGACUAUCAAGAUAUUCUGGGCAAGGCUUGGUAGAGUUCAAGAAUGAAGCUAUUCUCAUUGCCAAACUCCAACACACUAAUCUUGUUAAGCUUUUGGGGUUUUGCAUUCAAGAUGAAGAAAAAAAUACUAAUAUACGAGUACAUGCGCAAUAAAAGCUUGGACUUCUUC
This is a messenger RNA of Quercus robur (English oak), 2197 nucleotides long. RefSeq names its product G-type lectin S-receptor-like serine/threonine-protein kinase CES101. Bases 284 to 1792 code for a protein of 502 amino acids. The transcript has 3 exons. The record is from RefSeq and is a predicted model, not a curated record. NCBI's taxonomy places the organism in Eukaryota, Viridiplantae, Streptophyta, Magnoliopsida, Fagales, Fagaceae.